UCCUUAAAAAGAGAGUCGCUGAACACUGCCAAGUUAAGUUCAUUCACUGAGUCACCACGUAAUAGUAGGCUUCAUUCUGGGCUGCCAGUAUAACUCACAGUCACAACUCUCUUUUAUUUCAGCAGGUACUGAACUUUCAGACAACCAACAUGAAGGCUGAAUAAAGAAUGGUUGGAAAUGAAUACCACAAUGAGAAGCACAACAUCUCAUCUCUCCCCCAACCAGCCUCUUCCACAUGUUCUCAUCUGCUCAUGUCUGGUGGUACUUAUUGCAUCCUCAUUUGCACUGAAACCUGCUAUGUUGCCUUUAAUUGGGCGAAAGCCAUUUAUUGCUGCCUGGAAUGCACCUAUAGACCUCUGCACUAGAAAAUACAACAUAAAUGUGAACCUGAAAAUGUUCCACAUUAAUGGAAGUCCCAGAGGCACACUGACUGGCCAAAAGGUUACCAUAUUUUAUGCAAACAGACUGGGAUACUAUCCUUUUUAUAGUGAGCAAGGUUUACCUGUGAAUGGUGGUCUUCCACAGAACUUCAGCUUGCAGCAUCAUCUGAAGAAAGCUGAAGAGGACAUUAAGUUUUACAUUCCAGCUGUAAAUUUCAGCGGGUUGGCCAUUAUAGACUGGGAAUGUUGGAGGCCACAAUGGACAAGAAACUGGCACAAAAAGGAAAUAUAUAAAAGGAAAUCCAGAGAACUUGUUUCUAAAACAUACCUUAACAUUUCAGCUGAAGAACUUGAAUACUUAGCCAGGAUAAGCUUUGAAAGAAGUGCAAUGGAAUUCAUGAGAAGGACUCUAGAGCUUGGUAUUAGAAAGCGACCUGGAGUUCUUUGGGGAUACUACCUCUAUCCAGACUGCCAUAAUUACAACAUUCAUGAACUAAACUUCACGGGAUCUUGUCCCAUGUUGGAACGCAUUAGAAAUGAUGAGCUUCUUUGGUUGUGGAACAGCAGUACAGCUCUUUACCCAUCCAUAGCUAUUAAGAAAGUGCAUGCAGAUAGCAUCAAAAACCUGCAUUUCUCCCGCUUUCGUGUCCUGGAAUCUUUAAGGGUUGCUUCAAUGACUUCCAUGGAGUAUGACCUUCCAACAUUUGUCUACACUCGUCUUGGGUAUCGAGAUGAAUCGCUUACUUUUCUUUCUACAAAUGAUAAUAUGUACACAAUAGGAGAGAGUGCAUCUUUGGGGGCUGCUGGCUUUGUCAUCUGGGGAGAUCUUAAUCUAACCUCCUCAAGGUAUAACUGUACCAAAGUCAAGAAGUUCCUGAAUGACAAUCUUGGCUUUUACAUCACCAAUGUGACAAAAGCGGCUGAAGUUUGCAGUGAACACCUCUGCCAGAAUAAUGGGAGGUGUAUGAGAAAGGACUGGCAGGCACCUCACUAUUUGCACUUGAACCCCAAGAACUACGUGAUACGACCAACAGAAGAUGGGAACUUCAUUGUGAUAGGAAACCCCUCUGUGGAAGAGUUGUCAGAGCUGAGAGACAGAUUUAAAUGUCACUGUUAUCAGGGUUAUGGGGGAGAAACUUGUGACAGACUGCAUAAGCCAGGCACGGCUGAUGGCUGCAGGCUCUCAGUCACUUGCUCCCUGCUUUUGUUGCUUUUACUUCUUUACUUUAUUUUAUGAAGACAAUGGCUGAAUGGUGAGAAUAGCCCACCUAGGAGUACAACAGAAGCAAAUCGUGAAUUGAUACCUGUGUUUGACUUUUUAAACAGCUGCAGUGAUUUUAUUGUACAUUUUUACCUCUCUAUACUGAGCCAAAUAUUAUUAGACAGAUGAGUGUGUUUUUAUUUUUUUACAAAGAAAAAAAAUGAUAUUAGUAUACCAUAAAAACUGU
Messenger RNA from Erpetoichthys calabaricus (reedfish), 1828 nucleotides. Its product is annotated as hyaluronidase-4-like. Gene Ontology annotation, biological process: hyaluronan catabolic process; carbohydrate metabolic process. The coding region runs from base 178 to 1617 and encodes 479 amino acids. The record is from RefSeq and is a predicted model, not a curated record. NCBI's taxonomy places the organism in Eukaryota, Metazoa, Chordata, Cladistia, Polypteriformes, Polypteridae. Gene Ontology annotation, molecular function: hyalurononglucosaminidase activity. The transcript is spliced from 4 exons.